UAGUGUGCUGGGGCUCCCAGUUCCUCCCUAUGGCUGGCCACGGCCAGCUCCUCCCUCUGCUGCAGCCUACAACUGCCUCGAGCUCCCUUUGCCCGGUGCUGCCUUGGCCCUGGCUUGGUGUGAGCUGGUCAGCUGCGGGCACCAGCCCCUCCCGGUGCUAGUGUGUGAAGUGGGCUGGGAGGGGGCACAGACCCAGUGGGAUUGCACAUGUCACGCCUCAACCAUGGCGUCUGGUCUUGCUCUGAAAGCUCCUGGCACUGAUUCAGGGUGGGGGCGGUGGGGGGCUGCCCUGACUCUGCCUGGAUUAGCCAGGGAGGGGCUCUAUGCCUGGAGCAAACUCACCCCCCGCACUCUGCCCAUCAGGCGUGCCUGAUACCCUGCUAUAUUUGACCCACAUAUCACCAAGUGUGUGUGUCAUGGAGGGGGGGGGGGGCGCUCUGACUGCCCUGGCCGGGGGAGCAUGUUAAGGGGCCAUCUUAGAUCAUUGCCAACUGUGAGGCACAAAGCGCAGGCUAGGGGCGAGCCUUGAGCUGGGCCCAAAGUGCCAGCACACACACCCCCCAGCCCAGCCACCUGUGGGCACCCUGCCCUGGGUCUUGAAGCAAGCGCUGAGCAUGCCCUCAGCUGGGCGACCUGACCCGAGCUAAUGAGCCCCAACCCUGCACCCACCAUCCCAGCACUCUCGGGGAGGCUGCUGCGUCACGCCACUGUCCCAGCACCAGCCCCCAGCAGCCCCAUCUCCUCUCUUGCAGCCAUGAAGGGGAAGCUGUGCCUGUGUCUUCUGCUCACCGUCCUUGCGACCCACUGCCUCGCCAGGCCAGACACCCGCCAGCUGGGCAGCGCGCCGGGCCCUGAGGAGCUGCCACCGGGCAGCGGCGGGACUGACCCUGUCCCUGUCCGGAGAGACUUGCUUGGGGCCUUGUCUCAGGACCAGAAGCACCUCAUGGCCAAAUUCCUGCCCCACAUCUACGCAGAGCUGGCAAACCGGGAGGGCCACUGGCAUGAGGACGACGCCCUGGGCCCCCUGCACGACCGCGAUUAUCCCGGCUGGAUGGACUUCGGGCGCAGGAGCCUGCCCGCUUCCAACGAGGCUGCCUAGAGGAGCAGCAUCCUGGGCACCCUGCUGGAGGGGGCGGGGCCAACACGGCAGGCUCCGCCCUCUGUCACAGAGUUUUAAGCAUCUCACACUUGAUCUUAUCUUCAAAGCCUUUUGCUGCUGCUCCCCAAUAAAAUCUGCUCCGUGUAGC
This is a messenger RNA of Dermochelys coriacea (leatherback sea turtle), 1247 nucleotides long. Its product is annotated as gastrin/cholecystokinin-like peptide. NCBI's taxonomy places the organism in Eukaryota, Metazoa, Chordata, Testudines, Dermochelyidae. The record is from RefSeq and is a predicted model, not a curated record. Gene Ontology annotation, molecular function: hormone activity. Gene Ontology annotation, cellular component: extracellular region. The coding region runs from base 647 to 1099 and encodes 150 amino acids. The transcript is spliced from 2 exons.